GCUGGUGCAAUGAACGACUCCGCAGAUCAGCUUCGGCCAGGUUUGCGGGUCGUGCGUGGCCCGGACUGGCGACAUGAAGUGAACAGAAUGCAGGAUGGCGGAGAAGGAUACACAGGAACAGUUGUCUAUGUCCCCAAACAUAACACGGCAGACAGGAAGGUGACCGUGGUCUGGGACUCAGGUCGGGAAGUGAGGUACCGUGCUGGUCAAGAUGGAAAGAAUGACCUCAGGAUCUUUGACUCUGGCCCCUCAGGUGUCAUCCAUCCUGACAUCAUCUGUGAUGGUCAAGGAUGUUCCGAGUCACCGGUCAAGGGUUUACGAUGGAAGUGUGCUGUCUGCACUGACUUUGACCUCUGCACUAAAUGCUAUAUGAGUAAAAAACAUGAUCUCAGUCACAGAUUUGUAAGGAUUGAUGUGGAGAAUUCUCCUGCGGUGGUUGUACCUCCACGCUCAAAGAGUAAAUGUAUUGAUGCUUGGGGUGUGUUCCCAGGCGCGAUGGUUGUUCGAGGGCCCCACUGGAAAUGGAGUAACCAGGAUGGGUCUGAUGGUUGUGAAGGUAAGGUCAAGGACAUUGUGACGUGGGAGUCUAGCCAAUCAAAAGGAUACAGAGGAGGGGUAAAGGUCUUAUGGAAAAAAACUGAUUAUGAAGGCACAUAUCGUAUUGGGGGCGAUGGCUGUGUGGACGUCCUUUACAAAUCAAAAAAACAUCCAGGAUCUGGGGGGUCCUACUAUCCAGAUCACCUCCCUGUUGUAGAUGUCGUCAGUCCAGGUGUGAUUGCUUUGAGACCAUCAGACAAAGUCAGAGUUGUGCUGGACACAGACGCCCUUAGGAAACUUCAGGAACAUGAAAUGUAUGGAGGCUGGGAUGAUGACAUGGUGCAGUGCACGAAAGAGUUGGGUACCAUUGUUGAAAUGAUGUUUGAGGGCAAAAUCGUCAGAGUGCAGUAUGAAGAUGGGAAGGUGUGGACAUUACAUAGGAGUGCCCUCACACGGAGACACACAUUCACCAAGAAUGAAGCUGUGAAGAUUCUCAGUGACUCCAAUACUGUGAUGGGCCUACAGGAUGGUCAUGGUGGCUGGAAUGAUGAAAUGAGUGAGACACUUGGCCAAAUGGGUCGUAUCGUGAAAAUUGACAAUGACGGUGACAUGAGGAUUAAAAUCAAAGAAAAGAUGUGGUUGUUCAGUCCUGUCUGUGUUAGUCCAGUAGAAGAUGUGUCUGUUGCUAAAAAUGUGCCAGCAAAUGAAGAUAUGGAUUAUGAUAGUGAUAGUAGUGAUGACGAGCCCAGUGAAAGCAUGAAUGAUGUUGCUAACGCUAUUGCCCGGGUAUUUGUGGAGAUGUUGAGAGCCCAGUCAGACUCACACUCAGACACGACAUCCUCCAUCAAUAUUGUACAGGCAGCAGCACAAGGAGAAUUGUCAGACGUCCAGACAGUGUUAAAAAAGGAUCGCUCACAGGUGGACCGGACUGUGGAGGAUAAGACCGCCCUACAACUUGCCAGUUAUGAAGGUCAUGUCAAAAUUGUACAAUUAUUACUGGAAUACAAAGCUAACAAAAAUAAGGUGGACAAGGAGGGGGACACUGCGCUACACUACGCUGCUUUUGGAAAAGAGAAAUCAACCAUGGAAGUAUUGCUCAAAGCUGGUGUCAGUAUCAACAUAAAAAACAACAAAGGUCAGACAGCCCUCCAUGUGGCUAUUAGUAAAGGAAACUCCGACUGUACAGAGUUACUGGUCAGCCAGGGGGCUGAUGUCAAUAUCAAGGAUGAAGAUGGUGACACUGCCAUGCAUGACUGCCUGGCUCAGAAGUUAGGACAACCUGCUAUAUUUCAGGCAGUGUUAAAGGCCAAAAAGGCUGAUUUCAACAUGGAGAAUAGCAAAGGUCUUAAUGUGUUACAAUGGGCUGUUCUGAAGGACAACAAGGCUGCUGUCCAAUUAAUUCUUGAAAAAAACAGAAAUGUAGUGAAUUCAAAAACAAAGGAAGGCUAUUCCCCAUUACACAUCGCUGCAAUCAACAACUAUGUUGAUUUGAUGAAUACCCUCAUCAAUAUGGGUCAGGCAGAUGUGAAUGUAAAGGACAAAGAAAAUAGAACUCCACUUCAUUUGGUGGUGAUUCGCUGUCAUAAAAAUGCCACAGAGAUUCUUGUGAAUGAAACAAAAUGUGAUGUAAAUGCUCAAGAUAAAUAUAACAACACAGCCCUCCAUCUGGCGUUAGGCAAUUACUCACUGCCACAGACGGUAGUACAACAGUUAGGACUUGCCAAAAAGACAAGUAGUGAAGACCUGAGUGAAAUCAUCUGCCUCCUCCUCGAGCAUAAAGCCAACAUCACCCUGAAAAACUUGGAUAAAAAGACUCCCCUCGACCUGACCAGUGACCCCAUGACACGCAAAUUCAUGGAGAGGUUCCAAGACACAAGAUCGGCUUCUAAAUCCCAGUCCCAGAAAAGAAUGCAUUACCCAGGUUACUGGACAUCAAUGACACAUCAACAGCAGAUCAUCCGUGUUGCUUUGAAGAGUGGUGAAGGUGGUAUGAACGCAAAGGAGUACGGAAAUAUUGUAAAAAAAUUUGCUCGUUCAUUACCACAAGCUCGUGUACUGAAAAUAGAGAGAGUACAGAACAAGUUCCUUUGGGAGGUCUACUACAUUAAAAAGCGUCAUUUGGAACGUCAUUAUGGAGGAUUUGGUACUGCUAACGAGUGUGAACUAUACCAUGGCACAGUACCAGAUGCUAUAGACGUAAUCAGUGAGCAAAACUUUGACAUGCGGCUAGCUGGGGGUCGCGUUGGAACUCUCCUUGGCAAGGGAACUUAUUUUGCUGCUGAAGCUAAAAUUUCUGAUGGUUACGCUUCACCCGACAGAAAUCGUCAUAAAUUUAUGUUUGUGGCCAAAGUCCUUGUAGGAAAGUAUUGUGUGGGCAAUAGCGAUUAUACCCGGCCUCCCUCUCAGAACCCGCGUGAUAAUCAGUCUGUACUGUUUGAUAGCUGUGUAGACAACAUGAAGAACCCUCGUAUCUACUGUGUGUUUGACAAUAACCAGUAUUAUCCAGAAUACAUUGUAGAAUAUAUGUAGGUUGUAAAACAUAACACUUCAAGUUAAUGGCAGAAUUUUGUAUAUAUACUGUAGCUCUCCUGCAAUAAGCCCAGGGAGUGAACAUACAGAUUCUGAAGUCAGGAGUGAGUUCACUACUUGUUAUACUGGACACUGAAAUAAAACUGAACAAUACGGGAUUUUAAUCACCUUAUUACCAGCCAUGAGUUUAAUAUCAUGUAUGGGACAUAUUAUAGCUUAACAGUUAUUGCAGUGAAUUCAGAAUGCAAAAAAAUAU
Molecule: messenger RNA, 3322 nt
Organism: Ylistrum balloti
Lineage: Eukaryota; Metazoa; Mollusca; Bivalvia; Pectinida; Pectinidae
Product: E3 ubiquitin-protein ligase mind-bomb-like
Exons: 19
Coding region: 10-3066 (1018 amino acids)
Biological process (GO): protein ubiquitination
Cellular component (GO): cytoplasm
Molecular function (GO): protein binding; NAD+ poly-ADP-ribosyltransferase activity; ubiquitin-protein transferase activity
Source: RefSeq, a predicted model, not a curated record